ACCUUGACAAUGACCAUUAUGAUCCGCUCAAAAUUCUGUAUCUAAUAAGUAGAAAAUUGAGCAUAGGAUCUGGACUCCGCCAUCGUUGUGCAGCCAAAAUGGUGCGAACAGAGACUCUUCUCAGCGAGUACAUCAAUUUCAGCGACCAGGAUGCCGGCUUGAGCGAUGGAGAACUCAUCAACAAAGAGCUCAUGUUCUACGGCGCCGCGGCAGUCAGCCAUCUCUGCAAUGAGCAAGAACAAGGCAUCAACAUCGAUGAUAAUCUUCGCAAAAGUGAGCGGUUCCGAUUCAUCCGAGAACUCGACAUAAUCUCAUCAAUCUACUCAAUUGCCCCGAUAAGCAAGAAAGCGGGGAUCAAGUCAACGCCGCCCGUCAUUGCUUGGUCUAAUCGACUUCAGACCCUCUUUCUGGGCUUCUGUUGCACUCGCGACAUGAACGAUGUCCGGUCUGAUCUGGACGUACGCUUGGCAACGUCUGAUGAUAUUGGAUCGCGCUUCCAUAAGGGCUUCUGGAAUAGAAGUGAAGAGUUUGUGCCGCUUGUUGAAUGGCUUAUGAAGAGACACAAGUUGGUUGUUUGCGGCCACAGCUUCGGAGGCGCUUUAGCAACCAUCUCGUCCUACCUAGCCAUGGUCAGUCGUGAUCCUGUUCCCAAUGCCUGGGAAGAAAGACAAGGCGGCAUAUCCAUCAUCACAUUUGGGUCACCUUCGUGUAUGGUCGCUGAACCUCGAGGAACGACAGCUUCCCUUCAAAUGAACUUGAGCGGCAACUUUCACCAUGUUAUUAACCCUCACGACUACGUUCCCUUCGCACUUAACGAUAGCUCGAGGAGGUUCAGACAGGGCUUCGACGCUUUGCGAACACCAUUAGGAAAUAUUUCACCCACUAUCCAAAUGCUAUGGCCUAUUCUCGAGUACUUUCUGGAUCUUCUGUUGCAGCAUACCGGCAAGUUCUGUCACUUCGGUUGCAUGUACUCCAUUGCGGCCGAAGUACCGGGGAUCCAGAAUUGUGUUCAGACUUUGCGUGUCAAUGACAUACCCCAGAUACCCAGCGCAGGCCAGGUUGACCAAUACCACAAGAUGUCACAUUACUUCCAUUGUGUGAAGAACUCUGUCGGCGCACGACUUCAACAGGAAGCUUCAUCAGAAGUCGUUCAUGGGAUGCGUUCUGAUGUUUCAUCAAUGAUCCUUCCGAUGCCCGAGACGGUGACCAGCUGCGCCUGCGUGAUUCACAGCGACCACUUGAUUGUAUCACUCGACGUCGAUACGCCUGUGAUGCAGUAUCUUUUGAAAGGAGCAACCUUCAGGAACGAUACCCGAGAAAUUCCUCUUACGAUUCUUGGGUUCCCUACCAAGUCUGACCACUACCAGACUUCUGUGAAACUGGAGUAUCGGAUCAAAGCCGGUGACCCCUUUGACGAUAUUGGAAAAGCUUCAAUCGCCAUCCAGAAAGGCAUCACCCUUCAUGAUAUCUUUGGGCGAUCUACAGACAUUGAUGUUGACACGGUAAGAUCAAUGAGUCUGGAUAGAGCCAGUUUGCCAGCGACAUUUGAAAGUAUCAGGCUGGCAAUGAUACGCGCGCUUGUUGCGCAGAUGUCAAAAGUCCAAGCCCUCAGAACUGAUAAUACCUCUCGCGAUGCCCAUCCCCCAGAAGAGUUCAUGGCGAUUGUCGACAAGAUAAAAACUGUCGUAGAAUGUAUUGACGGCUUGGUCAGCGAUGCCAGCCCCCAUCUCGUCGUUAGUCGCCUGGGGCAUGCUUUUACCAUUCUGAAGGUGCUUUGGCCGAAGGACUUUGAGAUUGGAUCCGACUUCCAUGCCUCUAUGCCUGGGGCGUAUGGAGAUGAAGAAUCUGACACUGGCCUUCUUCACGAUAUUCCUCAUGACUGCCCUAAAGCGCUUAGAAAGCUCAUUACGGACAUGUUCCUUAGUCAGAACGCCCCAGGCAUUACCCGAGCUCAACUUUCUGUCAAAAGCUGGGAAGCCGCCAAGAGACCGACCUUGACAAAGCAAUUCACGAAGAUACCAACAUUUGCUGGAGCUCUUGAGACGUUUAGUCAUGAUCUAUAUCAUCGUUCGACAGACCCCGCAAGACGCACUGAGCAAUCAGUUUCCCAGUUCCAAGACGUCAUGGGUGUCAUCCAAUUCUGUCAUCUUGUUAUCAUCACUCAACUUGACGCGCCAUAUGAAUGGUACUGCAAGUCUACUGAGGGUCAUCAGAUAACAUCAGCUGCUUUGGGGGCAUUGCCAUCUUACUUCUCCGGAGCUUCGGUAUUUUCCAGAGUCCUAGCCUCAUCCUUCAUGGAAAGCUUGGGCGUGGGAGCCAUUUCCGCUGCUGGUAUGGGGGUAACCGGAGGCAUAGCUGUGUUGUUUGCAAGCACCGCUGUCAUCAAUCAUUUUCUCAACAGGCACAAAGAGUAUCUCAAUCUAACAUUCCCUGGUGCCCUAUCCACCACUCUACAGGCACUUGAUCUACCCAUUGCUGAGUCCGACGACAUAGUGGAGAAGACCCUACUCGAUCGCGUGAAGCAGGAUAUCGCAAGUUCUCGUGCCCCAGAUACUUUGGAGAAGUGGAGGGUGAAACUUGAGGAGGGCUUGAAAGACUAUCCUGGGGCGAAGGCUAAUCAAUGGUGCAUCACACCCACCUUCUUCUGGCCUAAGUGGCUUUUCAAUGUUGCUCAAGUCGCCCAGCUUCGGAUCCAGCUCUCUGACAAGAUCUGCAUCGGAGUACAGGGCUCUACGGAAGCUGGCAAGAGUCAAAUGCUGACAGUCUUGACUGGAGCAUCCGAGGACUACUUCAAGCCUGGCUCCAGCAGACUUUGCAGGACUCUGGGCAUUCAGUCGUACGACUCCGGGGACCUUGGUGCUAUCUUCCUCGACAGUCCUGGUUUUGACGACCAAAAGCCAGAGAUCAAGUAUAUGGCCGAUGUGUUUCAAGAGCUAUUCGCUAUUGUGAUCAUCGUCAUCCCAAUGGAACGAACACGAUCUGAGGCUACCGAAAGUGCACUACGCAUAGCUAUCAAGCUGCUCCGUGACCAGGAGGAUAAGCGUCCACUACGGAUUCUGCUGAGCCAGGCCGAUGGUCUGGAUCAUCACCGCAACAACAAGCAGGUCUUUAGGGACACCCUACGCGAUGUUAAGGAACAGUUCAUGUCGAGAUUUAGACAAGAACUGGGUGAGAACUUCACCACUUUCAGACAACAGCCGUUUCACGAUGGAAUUGUCUGCAAAUCGGAGAAGCUGGAGGAUAUAGUCAAGCCGUUCUCGACGCAUGCCCAGAUGAGUCUGGAUGGCAUUACUGCGUUGGCAGAUUGUCUUCCUGGAACACCAUGUAAGAUUGAAAGAGCGAGCCACUUUGGGAAUUUGUGCGAGUUGGCUGAUGCGGGAGAAAUAUGGGACAUCGAGUCGCUACGCUCCUGGCUUCGGGAUCUUUCACCUAACAGUGUGCCGACUUCGAGUGGCCGUGUGCGGAUCACGCACCAUGUCACUUGGACUAUUCAUCCUUGGUUAUUAAUAUUGAGCAUCAUGACGGAUAUACAAGCCAGUGACACGACAGUCGAUCAGCCUGCACCGACAACAGGCGACACGUCCCAGGAAGAAGCUCCUACGGGACUUCUCCCCGGUCAGCAUUGGACGCAGACCGAGCCAGUUGAAGACGAUGAUGACAAUGACUCGACACUAUCGGACAAUGCUAGCUCAACAGCUUCACUCUCUUCCGAUAUCUUGCGCUACCGAGAGAUCAAUGGAAGGAGAUAUCAUAGUGAACAGGGCGAUGCACAGUACUGGUUAGUGGCUAUCCAAGCAAUCAACUGGACACCCCCAUCCAGUUUGAUUACCGAAGCUAAGCCAGUGCCCAGGAUUUCAAAUGACAACCAAGCCAAUGAAGCACUGGACAUCAAUCACCAUGUUCUAAUUCUCAUGUAUAACGACAAGCUAUACAAAGCGCCGUUGAAAGAUGAUAUACAGGCCGCUGUAGAUAUCGGAACAGGCACAGGAAUAUGGGCGAUGGACUUUGCCGACGAGUUUCCCAACGCAAAGGUGGUUGGAACGGAUAUUUCCCCCAUCCAGCCAAGUUGGCUGCCACCAAACCUCGAGUUUCAAAUUGACGAUUGUACCCAGGAAUGGACGUUCAAGGAGAACUCACUUGACUAUGUACAUAUGAGAUUCCUGGUUGGCAGCAUAGUCGACUGGCCUGCAUUGUUCAAGCAAGCCUACAAAUGCCUAAAACCAGGUGGCUAUAUCGAAAGCCAUGAAGCCUCGCCUUGUAUUGGCAGUGAUGAUAACUCUGUGUCUGAAGAUAGCGCUAUGGGUCAGUGGGGAAAGAUCUUCAUGGAAGGAGGUCGGAAGCUGCAGCGGCCAUUCUCUGUCCUCGAAGAUAAUGUCCAAGUUCAAGGUAUGAAGGAAGCAGGAUUCGUAGACAUUGAGGAAGAAGAGAUCAAGGUCCCUAUUGGCGGAUGGCCUGAAGAUCCAAAGCUCAAAGAGGCCGGUCAGUACUUCCAAGCUGCAAUUCUGCAGGAUGUUGAAGGAACUCUUAUGUUUAUUGCAAACCUACUGGGAUGGAGUAAAGAGGAGAUCCACGUCUUUGCAGCUCGGUACCGUCGCGAAAUCCGUUCAAAGAAAGUUCACGGGUACUUUCGCGGAAAGGUAGUUUGGGCACAAAAGCCGCUUGAAAACUAAUGCUCUGAUUUUGGUUCGCACUGC
Messenger RNA from Fusarium redolens, 4694 nucleotides. RefSeq lists its product as uncharacterized. The record is from RefSeq and is a predicted model, not a curated record. The transcript is spliced from 11 exons. Gene Ontology annotation, molecular function: methyltransferase activity. NCBI's taxonomy places the organism in Eukaryota, Fungi, Ascomycota, Sordariomycetes, Hypocreales, Nectriaceae. The coding region runs from base 99 to 4670 and encodes 1523 amino acids. Gene Ontology annotation, biological process: lipid metabolic process.